This is a messenger RNA of Anguilla rostrata (American eel), 8798 nucleotides long. It is a transcript of the gene rif1, whose product is annotated as replication timing regulatory factor 1. The record is from RefSeq and is a predicted model, not a curated record. Lineage: Eukaryota; Metazoa; Chordata; Actinopteri; Anguilliformes; Anguillidae. Gene Ontology annotation, cellular component: nucleus. The transcript has 36 exons. The coding region runs from base 210 to 8333 and encodes 2707 amino acids. Gene Ontology annotation, biological process: telomere maintenance.
GUGACCGGCGCUCAGCGUGCACAGUUUGGCGCCAGCGUUUUCGCGGGGAGAGAAACACAUUGGAACUCUGAGAAGAGUGUUGACUCUGAAAAAUAUUUUAUUUUCUUGCGGGCAUUUAAUGCGGGCGAUGUAUAAUCGUUCAUGAUAUCUUCAUCUUCUUCUGCUGCUGCUGCUUUGUGUGGUACAUCAAGAGUAUUGAGGGGGUAAGGAUGAUGGCGACGGUGCACCCCACCACCUCCAGCCUCGUCCCGCUCCUGGAGUCCCUGGAAGACCCCGCCGUGGGACAGGUGGAGCAGACCGACGCCUACCUGACCAUCGCAAGCCGUCUGAGCGGAGAGGAGGGGAAGCACUUCCUCCCUGCCGUCGCUAAGCACUUUUCACGCCUUGGGAAGGUUUUCCAGGCUCACAUCGCCAGCCCGAACGUGGAGCUGUGCCAGGCCGCGCUACAGGCCUUGGGGUUCUGCGUGUUCCACGGCGCCAUCGUCUCCGGAAUCCCAGCCAACUUCAUGGAGGAGAUCCUGACAGCUCUCAACAGCAUCGUUGUGAAAUCCACGGACAAGAACACGUGCACCCGCGCCCUGUGGGUCAUCUCCAAACAGAACUUCCCCUCUGACGUGGUGUCCCGGAAGGUACCAGACAUCCUGAAAACACUGGAGGCCGUGCGGUCGCGAGAGGACCUCCAGUCAGUCAUCAUGGAACACGAGGCGUUGAACGUGGUGAUAAGGCUGUUGGAGCAGACCCCCAGUCCGAUGGGGGAGGGGGCGGUGCAGUGGGCGAAGCUGGUGAUCCCCCUGGUGGUCCACUCGGCCUCGAAGGUCCGUCUGCGGGCGGCGGCCGCCCUGGAGAUGGGGAUGCCCCUCCUCCUCCAGAAGCAACAGGAAGUGGCGGCCGUCAUCGAGCCCCUCAUGUCCUCUAAACUCAUCCCUGAGCUCCAGAAGCUCUUCUCCACCAAGAACGAGAGCAACGUGCUGAAGCUCUGGCCUCUGUUCGUCCGGCUCCUGGGCAAGGUCCUCCACAGAGGAGGCCCCUUCAUCAACUCCCUGCUGCACCUGGAGGAGCUGGGCUUCCGCAGCUCCUCGCCCAUCAUCAAGAAGAUCGCCUUCAUCGCCUGGAAGAGCCUCAUCGACAACUUCGCCCUCAACCCAGAGAUCCUGUGCAGUGCAAAGCGCCUGAAGCUGCUCAUGCAGCCGCUGAGCUCCAUCCAGGUGCGGACGGAGGCGCUGCUCCUCACCAAGCUGGAGGUGUGGUGGUACCUGGUGGUCAAGCUGGGGCCCAGCCUGGCUGUUAACUUUGAACAGGUGGCGGUGCCUCUGCUCCAGAUCGCCGUGUCCACAGAGUCUCCGCUCCUGUCUGUGAGCACGUCCUCGCGCAACUGCAGCCAGAACACCAGCCUGGCCACGCCCAAAUCAGGCAGCCACCCCUUCAGCAGCCCGGCCUCCACGCCGCGCCUGGGCCUGAACAGCAGCUCCAGCGCGCAGCCGGCCUACCCGUCCAUACAGCUGCUCGGGCUGGAGAUGCUGCUGCACUACUUCCUGGGGUCAGAGGUCACCGCCGCCGCUGCCAAGAGCAAGCUGCAGCUGAACCUGGAGCCCCUGACGCACCCGCUGCUCACAGGCCCCUCCUCCUUCACCAAGCACGCCGCCGUCCUCAUCUCCGCCGUGCGUGACAGCUUCAUCGGCAUCGGAAAGGACGCUCCAGAGGCCUUGCUCACCCUCAUCUGGAAGAGCCUCAUUGGUUUUGUAACCGCGGCGAUGGAGACUGCAGGCAGUAAGAAGGACAGACCUGGCUCUGAGGUCCUCACCCUGCUGUUGCAGGCCCUGGAGUCAAUCGUCACGUCAGAAGCCCUGCCGGCCCAGCGCACUCUGGGUCUGCUGGAGGCCACAGUGAAGGGGAUCCCCCAUAAGGUCCUGGGCUCUGCGGCGUACCAGGUGGCCAACAUGGACGUUUUAAAUGGCACGCCGGCCCUGUUCCUCAUCCCACUGUUCCACCACAGCGGCGCGCUGCCCUGCUUCGUCACGGACGAGCGGUUCUUCCUGUGCCUGGAGACCCUGAUUGGCUGCGGCCUCUCGGGCCCCGCCUCCCCGCUGGCCUUCAGCGAAUCGGUGCUGGGGGUGAUGAGCCGCAACGCGGAGGCCAUCGAGAACGGGGAGCACCUGUGGAGGAUGUGGAGCAUCGUGGUGAACCCCCUGACCGACACCAUCACCCAGACCAACGAGGUGAACCAAGGCGACGCCCUGGAGCACAAUUACACGGCCCUCCUCCGCGCCCUGAUCUUCCCCGUCACACACCUGCUCAUCGGCCACGCCCUGUCCCAGAUGACGCAGAAGUCCCUGCUGUCCACGUGGUCCCGGCUGUACAGGGCUUUCGCCCGCUGCUCCGCCUUGGUGGCCACCGCCGAGGAGAACGUGUGCUGCGAGGAGCUGUGUGCCAAAAUGGCCGUCAUCCUGGACUCCAAGGUCCUCUCUAAUCCCCCGACCCUGGAGGCUGUGGCCAGCCUUCUGCUCGUCGUUAUUGAGUGUGUGGACUUCACUCCGUACACCCCCCACUAUCAGAAGACCAAAUCACCCCACACGCCCCUGGGCUGGGUACGGAAGAAGAACAAGGCCCUGGGGAACCUGAGCACUCAGCUGUGGGCUGGCCCUCUCUCUCUCUCUCUCUCUGUCUCUAUCUCUCCCUCUAUCUCUGUUUCUCUCUCUCUCUCUCUCUCUCUCUGUCUAUCUCUCCCUCUCUAUCUCUCUUUCUCUCCACUCCCCCCUCCCCUCUCUUUCUGUCUCUCUUUCUUUCUCCCCCUCUAUCUGUCCCUCUCUCUCCCUCCCCUCUACCUCCCUCAUAGACUUUUGAUUCUGCCUUUUUCAUGCCUAAUAAAUCUCUGGUGUGGUGUAUUAUCAAGUGCUAUGGUUAAAUACGUAAUUUGUUUCACUUUUGUGUUGUUUAGACCUCAGAAUGAACAGCCGAAGUUCUUCACCGGUCUUGGACCAAAGCUGGAAAAGCUGCUGGGCGAGAUUCUGGGCUGCCUGCAGACGCGCUCCUCUCUGGUGUUCGAUGACGAGCUGCUGGCCCUCCUGGCGCCCCUGCUGCGCGCGCUCUUCCCGCAUCGCAGCAAGCCGCUGCGCAACCUCGCCACCCAGUUCUGGAACGCCACUUUCGCCCACGCCCCCACCCUCACCUACCCCGAAGACCUCAAGCCAAUUCUGAGCCAGGUGAAGCAGAAGAUGCCCAUCAUUUUGCCUGGCUUUCAAGCCGUUGAUGUGCCUGAAGAGUUCAGUGGACAGUACUCUGGGGAGUCCUCCCAGAUGGAGACCCAAAUCAGCGGGGUGAAGAUCGCAUCGGUGGGGAAGAGGGACUCUCUGCUCUCCAGGGCCGAGGAGCUGAGGGAAAAGGGUUCCGGUGGCCCGUCCAAGCCCAUCGCUGUGAAGCUGGAUUUCGGGACUCCCAAAGUCCCUCGUCGUGAGCUGCUGGAGGAGGAGGCUUCGAUGGAUUUUGUCUUCAUACCCCCUGAAACCAAGGAGAGAGUGCUGACAGAGCAUCAGAAAGAGGUCAAGAGAACCAAGAGGGUUGAUAUUCCUGCAAUGUAUAAUAACCUUGAUGCAUCUCUGGACACAACGGCCUUUACCCAGUACACACAGAGCCAAGAAGAGUCUAUGGAUAAACUACCAGCCAGUGACGAACCUGCAGGACCAGAGGCUGAUGGCCAGGCUCAGGUUCAAGAUGAAAAAAUGGAAACUGAAGAAGCCCCUGAGCCGGAUAUGGGACCGAACCAGGAGGACAUGGAUGUGGGUCCCGUGGCAGACUCGACGGGAGACGAGGCCGACAAAGAGGAAAGACCUGCUCCUCCCAAAGAGGUGGAGCCUAAAUCUGAAGACGGGCCCCCUGAGCAGGAUGAUCGCGUGGCCGAGGAGACCGGCGAGAGCGGGGGCGACGACUGCGACGCCUCGGCCUCCUCGGAUGUGGUGUCCGGCACGCCGCCCAAACCCAACAGCCGGCGGCAGUCCUUCAUUACCCUCGAGAAGUACAUGGAGGGCAAGCCGGCCAGCCCCAUCAGAGUGACGAAAUUCACAGGCCCCCACAGCAGGGCCUCCGGCAACCAGGACGCCUCAAACUCCCAGCAGAACGACGUGGCCUCUGAGGUCCCCGCUGAGGCUUCGACGGGCGUGGAGGCCGUUGAGGUCGCACGGGAACCCGGUCGGCACGGGGACGCCGGCGAGCGGCAGGCGUCCUCUCGGGUGGAGGCGGAGAAGGAGGAGCAGCCCCACCCCCGGGUAGAAGAAGCGGAGAAACGUCGCAGUGAGGGCACGGAAGAUGAGGACGACAUCAUUCCUGAUACUCAGGCUGGAGCGGGCUCCGCGGAGGCUGGGAAACGGGAGACCGCGGCCUCUGCAGAGGACGCCGUACCGAUGAAGGACGAGGACUCCUGUGCGGACUCGACGUACGACAGUUGCGAAGACGGUUAUCUGAAUGAUUCCCAGUGCUCGGAGGUCUCUGCCAGCCCGUCAGAAAUCAGACGGUCUAGUCGACGCAGGAGUAGGCCGCUGCGUCCAGGUGAGGACAGGGAAGAGGUGGAGGGAAGGUACAAGCAUAGUACAUCACAGGCCCAACCAGGUAGUCAGAGCAAAAUGCCUGCUGAGGCACAGGAAGGUGACCUCAAAGAGAGGCUUAGGAAGACCAGAGCUAGUUCACAGACUGCCUCCCCACCGUCGGCUCAAAAUGAUAGCCAGUCACUGGGCAGAGUAACCAGAAGAAAAUCAGCUGGUCCUGCAGAAGAGCAAGUGAGCAAAACUAAAUCUGAGACUGCUUUAUCCAAACCCGUCAGUCAAACGGAUAGCCAGUCACAGGGACGAUCCAGUAGGAGGAGCAAGGUGGGUGGCUCUGCAGAAGAGAUGAGCCAAACGGAUUCACCAUUGGCCUUAUCUAAACCUGUCAGUCAAACGCAGGAAAGACCCAGUAAGAGGACCAAAUUAUCAGACCCUGCGGAAGAGAUGAGCCAAACUGAUACGCAAACAAGCUUAUCCAGUCAAACCGAUAGCCAAUCACGGGGCAGACCAGGUAGGAGGAGCAAGGCAUCUGGUCCUGCAGAAGAGAUGAGCCAAAACGAUGCGCAAACAAGCUUAUCCAGUCAAACAGAUAGCCAAUCGCAGGGCAGAUCAGGUAGGAGGAGCAAAGUGUCUGGCCUUUCUGAAGAAAUGAGCCAAAAUGAUAAGCUGAUGACCUUAUCCACACCUGUCAGUCAAACAGAUGGCCAGUCGCAGGGCAGACCAAGUAGGAGGAGCAAAGUAUCUGGCCCACCAGAGGAGAUGAGCCAAAACGAUACACAAGCAAGAUUAACUACACCUGUCAGUCAAACAGAUGGCCAAUCACGGGGCAGACCAAGUAGGAGGAGCAAAGUAUCUGGCCCACCAGAGGAGAUGAGCCAAAACGAUACACAAGCAAGAUUAACUACACCUGUCAGUCAAACAGAUGGCCAAUCACGGGGCAGACCAGGUAGGAGGAGCAAGCUGUCUGACCCUCCAGAGGAGAUGAGCCAAACUGAUACACAGGCAAGCUUAUCCACACCUGUCAGUCAAACAGAUAGCCAAUCACGGGGCAGACCAGGUAGGAGGAGCAAAGUAUCUCGCCUUUCAGAGGAGAUGAGCCAGACCGAUACACAAACAAGCUUAACCACACCUGUCAGUCAAACAGAUGGCCAAUCACGGGGCAGACCAGGUAGGAGGAGCAAGGCAUCUGACCCUUCAGCAGAGAUGAGCCAAACUGAUGCUCAGACAGGUUUAUCAACACCUCUUGGUCAAAAUAAUAGCCAAUUGCAGAGCAGAUCAACUAGGAACAGCAAGGCAACUGAUCCUACAGUGGAGGUUAGCCAAACCGACUUUCACCCUGCCUUAUCCACACCUGUUAGUCAAACAGAUAGCCAAUCACAGGGCAAACCAAGUAAGAGGAGUAAGACUGCGACAGAGUUGAAUGUCGGCUCUAGUCUGUGUUCCGCAUCUGCGAUAGAGUCUGAACACUCACAGUUGACAGAUAAAGGUGAAGGGACACAGGAGUCCAGGCAAGAUUUGGGUCAGUCCAAGACGAGAGGGUCCUCCCAGGUCUUGUUGUCUGGUAUUGAAAACUCUGAGUUGAAUCUCUCAGAGACUCAGAGUGAUGAUAGCCAGAAAUCCUCUAAAAGAGGUAGGAGAAGCAAGCUGUUGAACUCCAAGGCUGUGCCUCCAAGUCCGCUGAAUACCCAACAAGUGCCCGAAGGUUCAGAGGAAAUGGGUGCAAUUGAGUCCACUUCUGAAGUUGAAAUGGAAGACUGCGAACUCAGUCAAAAGACUGAAUCAAAGUCUGUCCCAGUUAACACGGAUGCUGAGGCUGUAGAGCCUUCUGAGGAAAAGGAAAACGAAAAUGUGACGGAGAUUAUGGUUCCUGACGGUACCGCCAACGUCAUUGUGGAAUCGAGGGCUGAACUAAAGGCCGCGUCGGAGGCGUUUGCAAAUGUACCUUCCGAAAUGCAGGAGGAGAUCUCGGAGCCUUCUGCGGAACAUUCCACAGAAACCCGAGACCUUGCUGUCGACAGCCAGAAAGCGCAAACCGAGCGGGGCCAUCGUCGCUCGCGCUCCAACUCCGCGGCGGCCGACGUGGAGGACGCUCUGUCUCAGGAUUGCGGCGUCUCCAGCUCACAGGGCUCCACUGGCUCUCCAGACCCGGGGGAAAUCGCGGUCCCGCCGGCCCCCAGCGAGCCGCUCUCUGACUCCAAAGCGGCGUGUCCUCCUCAGCCAGAGGAGGACGCACCGUUGCCGCAGCAACAGGAGGAGGACGCCACCACCGAAGCGAACGACGACGUGUUCCUGGAGGCGAACGCGACGAGCACCCCGAAGCUCUCCGAGUGCCUUCCGGCUGCUUCCGCGAGCGACGCCGAGGAGACUGCGUGGAGCACGACCGCGGGGGAAAAGUGGAGGACGUGCGAUUCUGAAACCCCGUCUGGGGUUCAGCUUUCCGACCCGGCGGAGGACGUGGAGGACGGUCAGCAGCAGGACGCCGAUGCGCCCCAGGUCACGGACGUGGCCGAGAGCGCGGUGGAUCCCGCCAAGGAGCAGGCAGACGAAGAGAACUCUGCAAUGCAAGAGCAAGACGUAAACCAACAGGAAGCCUUUGUUUCUGCCCAAGAGCAAAAUGCCCCAAAAGAGGUGGUACUAGAGGAGGCGGAGGAGGACAGAGUUCCCCAAAUGGACAGUGACGUGCCUAUUGCUGCUGCUGCCGCUGAUACCGCUGCUUUCCCGGCCCUGCCCGAGGAACCUGCAGCCCCACAGCAGGCGACAGCAGAGCCCUUGUGCCUGGACUCUCCGCUCAAACAGAAGCUUCUGGACUCCGUGGCGGGAGAGUUGGGCCAGAGCCCCAGCAGCGGGAAGAGUAAGGGUGUCUGGUCCCCCUCAGCGUCUCCUUCCACCAGCAUCCUCAAGAAGGGGCAGAAGAGGCCUCUGGAGGUCGAGUCACCUUCCCCCUUGCAGAAGUCUCGGCGCGUGUCCUUCGCCGACCCGAUUCACCACCAGGAGCUGGCCGACGACAUCGACCGGCGCAGCCCAGUCAUCCGACAGUCCGGCGGCAGCUCGCCCAGAUCCAAAAACAUGGCCGCCGUCUCAUCGCAGCAGAAGUUUGUCACCACUCCAACCAAGGGCCUGUUCACCCUGAGUCCACGCAACUUGCGAAGCCCAGGAUUCAAGAGCUCCAAGAAGUGUUUGAUCUCUGAGAUGAGCCAGGAGCCCAAGCCCAUUCCCCGGGACUGCGUGUACCCGGCCCUGGUCAGCUGCUCUGCCCCUGUGGAGGUCGUCCUGCCCCAGAUAUCCUCCAACAUGUGGCCUCGUGGAUUUGGCCAGCUGGUGAGAGCCAGGAACAUCAGGACCGUGGGGGACCUGAGCGCCCUCACCCCCACCGAAAUAAAGUCCCUCCCCAUCCGCUCCCCGAAACUGUCCAACGUGAAGAAAGCACUGAAGAACUAUCACGAGCAGCAGCGGAAGGGUCGAAACGACGAGUUGAAGGGAUUCGAUGAGAUGGAGAAGAUGACGUCCGAACCAGAGGAGAUGGAGAUGGCCCAUCACCAGGAGGAGGGAAAGCCCCCAGGCGAGCAGGUCACAGACGCGGAGUCGGCGGACGUCCCGGCCCCUCCCCCCGCGGAGCAGACGUCCGUGGAGCUGCCGUCCGCGGUGGAGGCGCUGGGCGCGCGGCUCACGGCGGGCGAGCUGGGCCGGUGCUCGCCGGGCCAGCUGGUUCUGAUGCACGAGCAGCUCGGGGGGAUGAUGAGAGCCAUCGUCGCCCAGCUGCAGGCCCGCCUGGCGCCCAGCGCGGGAGAGAGCCUGCCUUGACUGCGGUUCGGAUCUCCCCGACGACGGCUUGGAUCUCCUCGACGACGCGGAUCUCUUCGCAGAUCUCCCCGACGACUCCCUGUGUCUUAACCAGAUCGGACUGGGUUCACUCACACCCCCCCCCCCCCCCCCGCACAUACCUCCUUCCUGGAGAUUUUUUAGUUUAGAUUUUAAUCUGUUUUUUUUUUUUCUUUUUCUUUUUACAUUUUUAACUAUGUAAAUUUCACUACAUUAACAUUCAAACAGGUGAUUCUCGCUGCUUGUCUGAAGCCAGUGGCGGAGUUAUUGGUGUUGCUAUGCCAACAGUGAGAUCAUAGGUCAACGUGUCGCCCUGAAUGGUAGCACUCUGGACAUGCCACGGUUGGGCAUGACCUUUUAAACAUGCUAGUCGACAGAUCAGACGGCACUUUUUUUAUUGUAUAUGUUGAAAUAAAAGAGUGAAAAGGUUUUUGCAAAAAAAGACAA